AUGCAAUCGGCGAAACAGAAGAUAAGCGAUAUGGCUAGUACAGCCAAAGAGAAGAUGGUGAUAUGUCAAGCAAAAGCCGAUGAAAAGGCAGAGCAAGCCAUCGCGCGAACGCGAGAGGAGAAGGAAAUAGCCCACCAACGUCGCAAAGUGAAAGAGGCGGAGGCUAAGAUGGACAUGCACAUGGCUAAGGCCGCUCAUGCGGAAGAGAAGCUUCUGGCUAAGCAAUCUCAUUACCACGUUACUGAUCAUGGUCAUGUGCCUCAUCACGUGCCUAUGGCGGCUCCGGCUCCAGCACCGGUCAUGGGACAUGGUUACGGACAGAAUCCUCCCGUAGUUACCUCCGUGCCACCGCAGACUUAUCCUCCUACGAGGAAUCAACAUUACGGGAACGACAUGCUUUAG
This is a messenger RNA of Arabis nemorensis, 402 nucleotides long. NCBI's taxonomy places the organism in Eukaryota, Viridiplantae, Streptophyta, Magnoliopsida, Brassicales, Brassicaceae. The record is from the annotation of a GenBank genome assembly.